CAAGAUAUAGACCUGAUUUCUCCGAAAAAAAGGGAAAAUUGCCAAGCUAGACAAGGCGGGUUGAGGAUCAGGCGAAGCGGAUGAGAGACGAGCGGAGUUGGGAUUGGUUUAGAUCCGAGUUGAGUUGGCAGAUUGGGUCGGGGGACGGGGUCGUGAUGGAGUGGAAACAGCGUGGGGCGAAAAGGGGUGCUGAAGUGGUGCGAUCGGAGCUGGUUGAUCACGAGAUGGGAUGGGAUCAGAUCAAGUCGGGGGCCGAUUGGAGGUCGGAGAAGAACCCCCCGCCUGUGGUACGCCCUGAGUGGGUCACUGAUUCAAUUGCUGCGGGGAAAUUGUUGCCAUAUGGCUCAUACCAGUUACAACGCCUGCUGUUUGCUCACCCUGGGCAACGAACACUUACGGAGUCCAUCAUCCCAAGGACACCACUUGGCAGUGGUUGGCCUAGAGUUGAGGAGGUGGGACAUUCGGAACAGCCCCAAGCAGUUGGCAGCAGCUGGGAAGCAUGUCCCAGCAGCACAGCAGAUACAGGACUGACUGGUGCUGCAGCUUCGGACGGUAGACCCCCAUCCAGCUCAGUGAUUAUGACAGGAAUGCAGAAUGACCCUCUCUGCCAUUCUGUUGCUGCUGCAUGCAGUAUUCCUGACGAGGUGCAGGCGAAGCAAGAUGCAGCGCGGAUGGUCGACCUUUCCGUUUUAGAAGGCCAUCUUCUUGCAAUGAAACCCCCCCAAUUACAAACUGGCCUCCAAAAUGGGCGUCUGUCUGUCGAUGGACCUCUGACAAGCAUAUCAUCAGUUCAAGACAAGCUUUCGGUUCCAAGUUCAGUGCAUGAUGGACCUCGUCAGCUGACGGCUGCGUGUGGUUCAUCUCCAGAUGAUUCUGCAAUUCGCUCGUUGUUUCCAAAUGGCUCAACAACGACAGCUGUGCGGGGUCAACCAGGGACCAUGGCCACGCACAGUUCGCUUCAGAUGUCCCAUGGGGAGAAAUUGGAGAAAGUUGUCGGUGAGAUCUGGCCGACACCAUCCUGUCCUCAGCGCAGUGCGGAACAGUCUCUGAAUGGAUGGAACCGAUACAAGGAUGGUGAGCGAGUUACUGUGUGUGAUGAUGCUAGGCAUUUCCCGAGACAGGGGACUGCCGACAUGUGCAGACUUGUAGAGCAAUCAGUGCCUCUUGGAUCGUCAGACUCGAGUUCAAGGGGUUUGUUGAUCGAGAAGCCAGCAGAGAUGUUAGACGGGUGGCAUGGCGGUGCUGUCUCUGUGCCCUCUGGCAUGAGCGAGGCAGAACAACCACUUGGCUGUGCUGCUGCAAAUGGGAAAGGACCUUUGUUGAAGGAAGCUGAGCAGGGACUAUUUGAUUCAAGGACGGUGUUAAUGGGUGCUGGGGAAAACAGCUGUGCUAUUGGGCAUGUGGACGGACGGACCAUGUUUGGCGAAGAUGUCCAGCGGAAUGACAAAGGAGCAGUGCGUGCCGGUGAGGAGAGAGGGAACGGAGGGGGCAGCGAUGAUUUGAUUGGAAAUCAAGAAGAGGAAACGAAAGGAGCCAUUGGUAGCACAGGUGGAACCGGUACAGCUGCAGGACAAAGGGGACCGCCCUUGGUACCUCCUGAACCAUCCGUGCAGCGAUCAAGUGGGAAGAUUCCUGAUCCCAAGACAAGUCAUUCAACUCAAAGUGACCCCAAUUUCAUUCAGAACUAUUACAAGAAUUCCCGUUUGCAUUUUAUUGGCACAUGGCGGAAUCGCUAUCGCGAACCGACCGAGAGAGAGGAGAAUGGAGAAGAAAAGCCAGCGAACCAGAAAGCUGGUGUGGAACGAGGACCAGAGCCGAUGGCACCGGCAAGAGCUGGUCAGAUAAGCGGUCAUAUCGAUGGGCGCGUCAUCAUUCAUGUUGACAUGGCCAAGAGGGAGAAGAGAACAUCAAACGAGAGCCUGUGACAGACUGUUUCAUCGGAAUUUUAUAUACAUUGAUAUCUAUAUAUUGUCAAAUGGUCUAUGGCUGUUAUGGC
Molecule: messenger RNA, 1996 nt
Organism: Chara braunii
Lineage: Eukaryota; Viridiplantae; Streptophyta; Charophyceae; Charales; Characeae
Source: the annotation of a GenBank genome assembly